Molecule: messenger RNA, 2120 nt
Organism: Vigna umbellata (rice bean)
Lineage: Eukaryota; Viridiplantae; Streptophyta; Magnoliopsida; Fabales; Fabaceae
Gene: PAT1
Product: GRAS family transcription factor
Source: RefSeq, a predicted model, not a curated record
UCAAUAAAAAGAGUUGUCACCGAGCAUCAUAUUAACACCAACCAAUGCUUUCUGAGUAGUUUUUUCUUCACUGGAAUAGCCUUGUCUUCUACUACACUCCCACAUGCUUUGAGAUUCUAGUUCACUGUGCUUUUCCAACCCUGCAAUUUUCUCAAAUCUUGGUAAGGAAAUGACAGAAGAUCAUGUUAAUAAGAAGAGAACCUGAACAAUUCAGGGCCAUAUCUGUUAUGUUGCAAUGAGGAUCAAUUAACAGCUAUCUCUAGGCCACUAUUGUCCAUUGUUCUGCUUCAAGGUACAAUCUGAAAGAGAUCACUUGAACUACUACAGCAGUUAUAAAUUAUAAUGCAGGCAUCAGAGCAACAUAGAAGUUCAAGCAUGUACUAUCAACCAUUACAACAAAUUGAAGCCUACUGCUUGCCGCAGUAUGGGAACCUUAAUCAACAGCUAUAUUACCAUGGUGGAAGCCAUGGAACUCACUUUUCAACUCCAAGUUCUUCUGAACUUUACUGUACAUUGGAAUCAUCCUCUGUAGCUGGCAGUUUCACCCUUUACAACUCUCCUUCAACUGUUAGUUUCUCACCUAAUGGUAGCCCCAUAUCACAGCAUGACUCUCAGUCAUAUCCACCUGACCAGUAUCAUUCUCCUGAGAAUGCCUAUGGCUCUCCAUUGAGUGGCUCCUGCAUAACCGAUGAUUUAAGCAGCUUCAAGCACAAACUGAGAGAGUUGGAAAGUGUAAUGCUUGGCCCUGACUCUGAUAAUCUUGAUAGUUAUGACAGUGCCAUAAGCAAUGGAAACAACUUUGCUUCACUUGAGAUGGACAGCUGGAGACAAACAAUGGUGGCAAUUUCUAGCAAAAACCUGAAGCACAUCCUUGUUGCAUGUGCCAAAGCCAUUGCAGACAAUGAUUUGCUUAUGGCACAGUGGCUGAUGGAUGAACUAAGGCAGAUGGUGUCAGUUUCUGGCGAUCCAAUUCAACGGUUGGGAGCAUACAUGCUGGAAGGACUUGUUGCACGAUUGGCUGCUUCUGGGAGUUCGAUAUACAAUGCUUUAAGAUGCAAAGAACCAGAGAGUGCUGAGCUUCUCUCCUACAUGCACAUACUGUAUGAGGUUUGCCCCUACUUCAAAUUCGGGUACAUGUCUGCAAAUGGAGCCAUUGCAGAAGCUAUGAAAGAUGAAGAAAGGGUGCACAUAAUCGAUUUCCAAAUCGGUCAAGGAAGCCAGUGGAUAACUUUAAUUCAGGCUUUUGCAGCUAGACCUGGAGGGCCACCCCACAUUCGGAUUACAGGUAUUGAUGACUCACAAUCAGCUUAUGCCCGCGGUGGUGGACUGCACAUAGUGGGAAGGAGGUUAUCAAAGCUUGCUGAGCAUUUUAAGGUGCCGUUUGAAUUUCAUGCUGCAGCUAUCUCUGGCUGUGAUGUUCAACUACACAACCUUGGAGUUCGACCGGGGGAAGCUCUGGCUGUGAAUUUUGCAUUCAUGCUACAUCACAUGCCAGAUGAAAGUGUGAGUACACAGAAUCACAGGGAUAGGUUGUUGAGGUUGGUUAGGAGCCUAUCGCCGAAGGUGGUGACACUUGUUGAGCAGGAAUCUAACACAAACACUGCUGCAUUCUUUCCUCGUUUCCUUGAAACUCUGGACUAUUACACAGCAAUGUUUGAGUCAAUAGAUGUUACUCUUCCUAGAAUUCAUAAAGAGAGAAUCAAUGUUGAGCAGCAUUGUUUGGCAAGAGAUUUGGUUAACAUCAUAGCUUGUGAAGGGGUUGAGAGGGUGGAACGGCAUGAGGUGCUUGGGAAGUGGAGGUCAAGAUUUGCAAUGGCCGGUUUCACUCCUUACCCUUUGAGUUCACUGGUGAAUGGUACCAUCAAGAAAUUGCUUGAGAACUACAGUAAUAGAUAUAGACUUGAAGAGAGAGAUGGAGCUCUGUAUCUGGGUUGGAUGAAUAGAGAUUUGGUUGCUUCUUGCGCAUGGAAAUGAGACAUGGGUAAUAUGUGACUCCUGCAAGUUUGACAGGGUGCAAAGAAGAACCUAUGCCUCUUCAUUUUCUGUUCCAUUACUGUAAAAGUUAAUGAGAAAGUUGUCGACAUUAAAUCCAAUCUAAUAGUCUAUUUUCUUUGUUUCAA